CCCUCAUGAGCAGCAUCUCUUCACCUGAUGUUGUUUUGCACUCUGGGAAUCAGGAUCCACACGCUCCGUAUACACGCCGCAUUUUACGCAUCAAGCAGGAUUCCCUUUGUUCCGGUUAAAUCUCUCCAUGAAGCCUUUUUGGAAAAUGCUGAAAAUUCGUCGCUCUUUCCUGGUUUUUGUGAGUUUCAUCAAACUGUCUCCUUUUCCUCGCACCGUCUUCGUCUUCACCCUGGUGGUUGUUUUUCCCUUUGGGUUUGAGUGACUUUGGAAAUGCGGACUUCCUCCCUCCCUGCCCUGGACUUGUGUCAAUCUCUCCCGCCGCAUCUCGCGGCUUUGACGCUCACUCACUGUCACCUGCACGGCGCCCGACGCAACUCAUUAACCGGUCAGCUGCUUCUUCUGCCCUGCGGGAAGUUGUUUGUUCUGUUUAUUCGUUCGUUGCACUAAACGAAACAUCCAUAAGUGAGAUUUUUUUAUUGUUUUUCUUCCAAAACGUUCAGAAAACAAUAUAUUUCAGGAUAGUCAGUUUCUCUGAUGAAAACCUACAAUGUGAUUGAUGCGCCUUAAGAGCCCAGCUGAAUGUUCUGCUGAUGCUUUAGAUGUUUCCUGUUUUAUUCUGGGUAAUAUUGCGCAGAAAUCAGGGUUUUACGCACGGAAAUUCGCUUUUACGCACGCACCAUCGCUGCGCAAUGGGUGCCCAGACGGAGAUGGGAGGAGAAAAGCGCAUCUCCGGAGGGCAUGAGGAGUGUCAGACUCAAGGUGACUUCAGCAGCCAGGGGCAGCCGCGGCCCCGCCAAUAGUUGCGGCUCCAGCAUGCCCCCCUCCUGGCACAAUGACUCCGAGUGCCUCCUUCCAAACUGCAGCUGGGAGGAGACCAGCAACGGCACCCGGGACCUGGAGUUUCCUCUGCCGCCACUCAAUUACUACUCCAUCCCUCUUCUUGCGGCCAUCACCGCCGCGUGCACGCUCCUGUUUCUGGUCGGAGUGACCGGAAACGUCAUGACUAUCCUGGUGGUCGGCAGGUACAGGGACAUGCGAACUACCACCAACUUGUACCUGUGCAGCAUGGCUGUUUCCGACCUGCUCAUUUUCCUCUGCAUGCCUCUGGACCUGUACCGCAUGUGGAGGUACCGGCCGUGGCGCCUCGGGGACGCGCUCUGCAAACUCUUCCAGUUUGUGUCGGAGUCGUGCACGUACUCGACCAUACUGAGCAUCACUGCCCUGUCGGUGGAGCGCUACCUGGCCAUCUGUUUCCCGCUGCGCGCAAAGGCUCUGGUCACCAAACGGCGUGUGCGCGCUCUGAUUUUCUUCCUCUGGACAGUGUCUCUUCUGAGCGCCGGGCCCGUGUUCGUCAUGGUGGGAGUGGAGAGGGACAUCACGGAGCCUCCCAACUUCAGCUCGUGGAUCAACGGGACGGGCUUGUUUUUGGACGUUGGGGACACGCGGGAGUGCAGGAUGACGCACUACGCCGUGGAGUCCGGCCUGAUGGAGGCCAUGGUGUGGCUGAGCUCGGUGUUCUUCUUCAUGCCAGUGUUCUGUCUAACGGUGCUCUACAGCCUGAUAGGCCGCCGGCUGUGGCAGAGGCACAGAGAGACCAGCGUGAGCUCCCGAGUGGCUCACAGGGACAAAAGCAACAGACAAACCAUCAAGAUGCUGGUGGUGGUGGUUCUGGCCUUCGUCCUCUGCUGGUUACCGUUCCACGUGGGUCGGUACCUGCAGUUCCGCUCCCUCGACGCGCCUUCCCCACUACUGUCCGUGCUGUCCGAGUACUGCAGCUUGGUGUCCGUAGUUCUCUUCUACCUGAGCGCUGCAAUAAACCCGGUCCUCUACAACACCAUGUCCUGGAAGUACCGGGGCGCAGCGGCGCGCCUCUUUGGCCUCGCCGACAGCCAUCCGGCACGGGGCCGCACCGCCAGCACCGUGAAGGGAGACAGCUCCAUCGGAUGGACAGAAUCCACAAUCAGCCUGUGAGCUGGAGGUUCAAGUAUUCCGUUUUCUCAUGUUCAGAAAAAGUCACCAGAAAGCCAUAAAGUCCACCAGAGACCGUCUGCAAAGAGGGAAGAGAAAAAAAAGCCAAAACUAUAGAAUAAAAACUGCAGUUCCAAGUGUUUUUUUUUUCCACAAGUGCCAUGGAUCCAUGCAAGACAAUGAGUGGAUGGGCACUCACACCUCAAGUGCUCAAGAUGAACGCUUGUUCAUGCAUGCGCAUACACGCUCCUGAACAAAUCAGACUUUGACAAAUGCCUUAUUUUGCUUCCAUAAUCCAAAUAUCAAGAAUAGCACUACAGACUGAGGAGCAUGAAACACAUUCUGAACGUAGUGUGCUAAAGCUGCUGCACAUUAAGAUUUACACAAGAUGGACAGGAGCUGCUGGGUUUUCUUAGAGAUUUGGGAAAAACGUUUGCAGAAUAAACCCAUGAAGCAUCAAUACGACAAUAUGGAUACUAUUAUUACUUUUAAUGUAAUGUAAAAGUUAACCCUUUAAUACUGGAGCUCCAGUGUUAAUGUUAUUUGAUUUACUGAGAUUUUUUUUAAUUGUGAACAUAAUCAACAUAAAGAAAAGUAGCAUUCU
Messenger RNA from Oryzias melastigma (Indian medaka), 2572 nucleotides. RefSeq names its product growth hormone secretagogue receptor a (gene ghsra). Lineage: Eukaryota; Metazoa; Chordata; Actinopteri; Beloniformes; Adrianichthyidae. Gene Ontology annotation, biological process: hormone-mediated signaling pathway; G protein-coupled receptor signaling pathway. Gene Ontology annotation, cellular component: plasma membrane. The transcript is spliced from 2 exons. Bases 739 to 1971 code for a protein of 410 amino acids. The record is from RefSeq and is a predicted model, not a curated record. Gene Ontology annotation, molecular function: growth hormone secretagogue receptor activity.